AUAUGCGUAAUCUUUGUCUGUGGCGGUUGCCCGGGUAACCCUGCGGGGUUUGUUUGAAAAUGGAACUCGAUCCCGACUACACGUUUGUUCCGCUCGCUCCCAGGCACUACAUGGAAAUCGAAAACAAAGAUACCCAGCACUACUUUGGAAAGUGGGGAUUACAAGGUAAUAUUAGCAUACAAGACUUUUGCUUUAAUGAGCCGUUUCAGCCGUACAACAAGUAUCAUUUAGCCGAGAGAUUUUUCAAGGAUCAAACAGUCGCCAAUCAUUUAUUGCUAAAAGAGGGAGAUUCAUGGAUAGCCAAAGGUAUCAAAGCCUCGUCAAUAGAAGUCACUGCAGUUCCAUGUUUCGUACUGAACAUGUCAUUUUUCGACAAAUUGUUAGAUCCAGCAAACAAAAUUGUUCACAAUUCGGGCGUCACUUGCAAACGAUUCGACACGGAUAUAGAAGGCUUUACAGUCUCCGACAACCUUAGAGGAAUGAUCCUAGACGAAUACUGUGAAGAGUACCAGUUGUUUAACUCCGAAGAAAGAGCAGAAUUUAUAUUCCGCAUAUUCGAAAUGCUGGUCUUAGGGGGCUCUUUAUGUCAAUUCGAAGAGGAGUUGCAGCCAUAUUUGGAUACAACCAAAAAAAUUUAUAAAGAGCUUGUCAGAGUUCAAAAGCGUCGACAACAAGAGCAGCAAGGGGCAAAUCGCGAUCUAUCAAUAGGAACGACAGUUUUACAAGUUGUUGCAAAGAACGAACGAGGCGAGGCAUUCUACCCGGCGAAUCCGGAACAUCGGCAAAAUAUUGGAUUUUUGCUAAUAGAUGGUUCGAACCGACAGAUAACGACGCUUCUGCAUCAGUUUGGAAGUUUUCAUUGGUAAACGACGAGCUAACAUUUUUCUAGCGAGAUUUAACGGAAAAAUCGCAGUCGAUAGUUAUUCAAGGUGUUUUUGUUUACUUGCCUUAGUUAUGGGAUUCGUGAGCAUUCGAUUUGAUGGAUUAUAGCACCGAAAUGUAAUUCAUUGUAUCUUUAUCAUUAUCAUUAUUGUGUUUCAAUGUAGCACGUACAAAAAUAUUUGCAUAAAUGGUAGCACGAUGGUAGAAUUCGUUUUAUAAAUAUUUCGUUUCUCUCGCAGCAGAGCAUUUUUAUUGACGAGUUAUUUGUGACAAGAAUUUAACAAUGAAAAUCUUUUGUACAGAGCAGACAUUUUUUAAAACGACACGAAAGAAUUUUCUGAGAUUUAGUAUUUGACGACACGCUUGGAAAUUUUUAUUUUCCAUUUCUUUCUUAAUCCGAAGAAAUCUCGAAUCUCUACCGGCACGAAUAACAACUUAACAUCUUUAUUUGCCGUAAGAACCCUCUUUGCGUUUUCCUGCAAACCUCUGAAUUACUUGGAAUUAUUUAACUUUCGUGCGGAAAAAUUACAUAUGGAAAGAAAUGACUUUCGCUUAUGUAUUUAGCCAACGUCGUUUCUCCCUGAAAUUCCUUCUUGAAAAAUUUCAUUGUACGACGUGUUUGUCUUUGAGAAAAAAAAUAAAAGUAAAACGGCGUGCUUA
Molecule: messenger RNA, 1542 nt
Organism: Nasonia vitripennis (jewel wasp)
Lineage: Eukaryota; Metazoa; Arthropoda; Insecta; Hymenoptera; Pteromalidae
Product: cilia- and flagella-associated protein 300-like
Exons: 6
Coding region: 60-866 (268 amino acids)
Source: RefSeq, a predicted model, not a curated record